Striga hermonthica is the source of this 405-nucleotide messenger RNA. The record is from the annotation of a GenBank genome assembly. Lineage: Eukaryota; Viridiplantae; Streptophyta; Magnoliopsida; Lamiales; Orobanchaceae.
AUGUGUCUGACAAUUUGGGCUUUGCUGAACGACGAGGCCCAAUCUGCAAUGUUGUGGGCCGGGCCUUGGAGCAUGCUGCUGGUCAUAGCCACGGGCUCGGGUUUUGUCCGGUCCAAAUGGCGCUCGAGGAUUGGGAUGCGGGCCGUUGAUUUUCUCAAACGGGCUAUCGAGCUCGAGGCAUCUAAGGUGGCCAUUUUCAUGGUGGUCCAAGGCCUUGUCUACCUCAUCCUCUCACAGUCCUCCAAUGUCUUCUCCAAGACUCGAAAAUCGAACAGCUUCAAGAUGGCUCGGACGAUAAGCAUCCGCCGCUGGGCCGCCGCCUUAGCCGAUAUUCCGGCGGGCGGCGAGCAAUCUCCGGCGCCUAGGGAUUUUCUCCGGGCACUUAGCCUCAAAGAUAGUAAUUGA